AUGGAAAUAAGUAUAGAGAUAGAAAAUGAUUGGUUGAGAGAAGCAUUGGUGAACUUAAAGAAUGAUGUUAGCUUCCUUAAGGCAAUAAUAUCAUUUAAUAAAUACGCAGUGUUAUGCUCGGGUCAGUUAAGUGUCGAAUCGCCCGGCCAUGUUAACGAGGAAAAUCAAGACGACGGGAGAAUCGUCGGGGGCUAUGAGACCAGCAUCGAGAAGCAUCCUUACCAGGUAUCGCUGCAAUACAGGAACGAUCACAUAUGCGGCGGCUCGAUAAUCUCCUCGGACUGGAUCGUCACCGCGGGCCACUGCGUCGCAACGUAUAUGAAUCUGAGGUACCUCAGCGUGAAGGCGGGCACGACGAGCCUUAAGGAUCCUGGUCAAGUGGCUAAGGUUCAGAUCAUAAUCGCCCACGAAAAUUACACGCGGCGCAGCACGGACAACGACAUCGCUCUCCUUCGGCUGGAGGCGCCGCUGGAGUUGGGCCCGACGGUGGGACCGAUCGAGCUGCCCCCCCUGGACGGCGAGCACGAGCGCUGCUUGUUCUUCUGCGAUAAGGCGACGGUGACCGGCUGGGGCGUCCUCGAGAGCAAGGGCAAGCCCGCUGACCGUCUACGCGCUGUCGCCGUUCCCCUCGUCAGCAACGCCCAGUGCGCCAAACUCUACGAGCCGCGGCCCAUCACCGAGAGAAUGCUGUGCGCCGGUCACGUAUACUUUGGUGGCAAGGACGCCUGUCAGGGCGACAGCGGCGGGCCGCUCGUUCAAGGCAACAAACUUAUCGGAAUCGUGUCCUGGGGAUUGGGCUGCGCGAAACCAUAUUAUCCCGGGGUUUAUACGCGGGUCACGGCCUUCCGGUCCUGGAUCAACGACAAUAGCGGAGUCUGAAUCUUCCGUUACUACCAACUCCUUCUUUCAUUCUUAAACAUACACUCACAUA
Molecule: messenger RNA, 931 nt
Organism: Ceratosolen solmsi marchali
Lineage: Eukaryota; Metazoa; Arthropoda; Insecta; Hymenoptera; Agaonidae
Product: trypsin-7
Exons: 6
Coding region: 1-879 (292 amino acids)
Biological process (GO): proteolysis
Molecular function (GO): serine-type endopeptidase activity
Source: RefSeq, a predicted model, not a curated record